Molecule: messenger RNA, 402 nt
Organism: Enterobius vermicularis (human pinworm)
Lineage: Eukaryota; Metazoa; Nematoda; Chromadorea; Rhabditida; Oxyuridae
Source: the annotation of a GenBank genome assembly
AUGUACUUUUAUCCGUAUGUCUAUUGGCCAGACUACAGAUUUACUGCCCGACGCUACCUAGUUACCGACCCAAUUCCUGAUCCACUAUCGCUUGGCUAUCCCAGCUUUUGGUACCGUUAUAAGUGGUAUAUUGACUGGUUGAACCCAGAUUAUUGGAGGAAGUAUCGUGAUCCAAACUAUGAUCGCCCGUUAUGGAAUUAUUGGAAGCCAUGGCGAUAUGAUAGAAUUAACACUAAACGAGCUAUUCGAAUGUUUCGUGAAGGACUGAUCGAUUUUGAUACGUUAGAUCGAAACUGGAUUGUCCCUACAGCUCUUGAUCGAAAGGGAAAAGACUGGAAGGAUAUCUAUCUUCCGGCAGGACGAUACGGUGCACGUAGAUAUUUCUAUUCCUUCCAAGUUUAA